UGUCGUUGCCGGUAAAGGACACCUCUCCGUUUCUCUGUUAGUACAGUUUCAACUUCGUUGCGUUUACGGCUGCAUCCGAUGCAAUGGCACUAGUAGAGGAUGGAAACGCGCAUCUCAGGCGAAGGAAGCGAGAGGGAGAAGAGGACAACGAUGAUGUGGGCGAGAAGAGGAACAAACCUGAACCCAGCCGGUUGGAGUCUUGUUUGGAUCAACCCAUGGAUUCAAACAGCGUCCAUGAAGUCAUCAAGUACACACCCCCACCGCUACCAGCCAAACAUUACGAUGCCGAUACCACCGAACCAAUCAGCUGCGCUCUUCAGACUUUGGAUGAGCUGCUGUCAUGGAAAAAAAGCGAGGCGAGCCCGUUUAACGUGGCAGCGGUCCCUCUGGCAUCCCGGGAGCCUCCUCUGGCCAGCUGUCCACGUCGGACGUUGGUGUCUCAUGACAUGAUGGGCGGCUACCUCGAUGACAGGUUCAUCCAGGGGACACACUCAGAAGCUCCCUACGCCUUCUACCACUGGCAGUACAUUGAUAUUUUCAACUACUUCUCACACAACCUGGUGACGAUUCCUCCCGCCGUGUGGACCAGUGCUGCACAUAAACACGGAGUUCUCGUUAUCGGGACUUUCAUCACAGAGUGGGCGGAUGGAGCCAAGGCGUGUGAGGCCUUCCUGAAAGAGGAGGAGUCGUAUCGGGCGGUAGCUGAUAAACUAGUCCAGAUCAGCCACUAUUACGGCUUCGAUGGAUGGCUCAUCAACAUAGAGAAUGCCCUCAGUGAGGUCGCGGUGAAGAACACGCCUUUGUUCCUGCGCUACCUGACAGACCAGAUGCACGAGCGGGUCUCCGGCAGCCAGGUGCUGUGGUACGACAGCGUGACCGAGAGCGGACAGCUAAGCUGGCAGAAUGAGCUCAACCAGUCCAACAGGGUGUUUUUCGAUGCCUGUGACGGUUUCUUCACCAACUACAACUGGGCCGAGGAGAACCUGGAGUGGAUGAAGGACUACAGCGGGAUCCAAGGCCGCCAGGCUGAUGUCUACAUCGGGAUAGACGUGUUUGCCCGAGGCAAGGUUGUAGGAGGAAUGUUUGAAACAAAUAAGGCAGUGGAAAUCAUUCGGAAGCACAACUUCUCUGCAGCCAUCUUUGCUCCAGGCUGGGUGUACGAGGCCCACAGCGAUAAGACCGAAUUCCCCAAGAAUCAGGACAUGUUCUGGGCUCUUCUGUCAGACUACCUGUACAUCCACCGGCCAGCCUCGCCUCUUCCCUUCAUCUCCUCCUUCUGCCAGGGCUUUGGGAAGGCCUUCUACUGGAGAGGAAAGCAUGAGACGGGGAGGAGCUGGUUCAACCUGACUGCCCAGGAGAUCCAGCCCUUGUACUACCGUACGGAGCUGGAGGGCCAGGGCUGGCUGAGGAGCCGGGGCUGCUCGGAGGACGCCUGGAAUGGAGGCUGCUCGCUGCUGCUCGAUGGCCUCAUCCCUGUCACUCACACGGAUCCACUCCGUGCCAAAAUCUUCUCCCUCCAUGUACCCCUGGCAUCCAAGACCCUGGUCACUCUCAUCUAUAAGCCAUCUGCUGGGAUCACAGUCUCCCUGGAGGUGAAGACAACAGAUUCCAGUCCAUGCACACACGUGGACAUCCAGGAUGACAAACUCACCAGCGUGUGUCCUGAGGUGUUAGAUGAGGGGCAUGAGUUGAUGAGGCAGUUCUCUCAGCUUUAUGGAGACUUGAGUCCAGAUGGUUGGACUGUCAGCUGUUCGCUGUUGGAGCUUCAGGGCUGUGCUAUGAGAGAAGUUGGUGUCAGCAUCCAGCGGAAUGGGGAGCCUCAGGACACAGCUUUCAGCUGCAGGGUGGGAGAGAUCAUGCUCCUGGAUGUAGCCGGUCUGCAGCCCCCCCCUGAGCUGGUUCAGGGCCUGUGCAUCUAUGACGUGGUUUGGCUGCGUGGUGCUGGGACCGUGCCCGAGUCCACCUCUCCCUGCCUGCACCUCAACGCCACUCUGCGCUGGGACUACCCGACCAAGCUCGUACGCCACUUCAGGGUGUACUGGCGACAGCUGAGAGGGGCCCCGGGUCAGCUGGUCCUGGUGGGACGGGCGUAUUCUAAUCUUUUUCGGGUGACGGAGCUGGCAGUGCCCGAGCCCCCGGGUUUACUGGAGCUGGUGGUGGAGCCAGUGGUCAGGAAGGGCUUCCCAGUCCCAGAGAGCCACUGGGGAAGAAGAAGCCUCAGCUACACGGAAGACGUCACACAGUGACUUUAGAUGAAUGUUACCAAGCUGCUGCUUCUUGACUCUUUUAUAAAAGGUGCUGCAAACAUCACUCUGAUGUAAAACUCAACAUUUCCAAGUUAAAGCGCUUCAACAGCUGGCAAAUUUUCCUCCUCCUCACUUCUUAUUUGCUUUUGGCUCAAACAGUCAGGAGGACGGUUUUCGAGGCCCCUGUGACGACUGUUGACAGCAUAGCUGACUGUCCUGCGCUACCUAUCUGCUCAGCUACUUUUAUAUCUGAAGGUCAAAUUUUAGACUUGUGAAGAGAAGGUGAAGCGGGAGUAUUGACCAAACGACAUGAUGCACGUGAUGUAAAUCUGCUUGAAUCGUUCUGUGUCUUUCUUUGUUUCACUGACUUUAACCGAUCACGUUUUCCUUUAACAAAAAAAAAAAUCCCAACUCAGCACCCACUGACUUGAUUUUUCUUGAGCUUUCAGCCAUAUCACACUCCUUUCAUCGGGACUAUAGAUGGAAUCAUUGCACUGUCUACAUAUUCAUGCAAGACUCUUAUCCUUUGAUUGAAGAAUGUAUAAUAUGGCUGAAAGCUCCAGAAUUGUAACUGGAUCUCAUUUUCUUUCUUUUCAAGAGUUAAAUGAAAGUACUGAUACUUUACAUGUCUUGUCUAUACAGUUCAUAUAAAGCUACAGCCAGGAAACAGCUAGCUUGGCUCCGCCCAGAGGUGAGAAAACGUGCCUUCCAGCACCUCUAAAGCUCACCAAUCAACACGUUAUAUCAUGUUUGUACAAGCAAGUGUUGGUUAUGUGCUGGAUUUUUUCCUUGGCUUGGGCGCUGGAGCCUCUGCUGGUUUCCUGGCAACCUCACAACAACUACAACAAUACUCCAGGACAUGACGUUACUAUACGUAUACAUGUCAGCACAGAUUAUACUAGAGAACAUCAUGUGAUGGGAUCACACCAGCAGUGACGCACGUCAACAUGUUGAUGGUCUGACCCAUAAGAGCUCGGUUGUUAUCCCAUCACACCGUGGUCUGUAGUUUUACCUCAUUUUUUAUAGUGGACAGGAAUGAAACUGUGACACACUGAUCCGUGACCGAAUUCAUACUGUAUGUCCAGAGCAAAAAACAAAAUAUAUACAUUUCAUGAUAUAAACAUCAGCCAGUGUUUCUUUCUUCUUAUUCAAAUCAUUCAGUGUGGAUUUAUCAGAAAGCGAUAACCUUAAUUGGCUAAAACAAUAUGUCAGUUAAUUAGCCUGAUAUGGUUGAGUUGUUUUGAUUUAGCAAACACUAGCCAUCACAAUUAUGAUGGAACAUUAAGCGUAUAAGGUUAUAAACAUAUUAUCUGAGCAGCCUCCACCCCCCAACCUCAACCCCCCACACACUUUCACCUUUCUCACCCCUGAUGAGUUUGCAGCCUUCUUGAAACUGUCCCAGAGAAGAGAGAGAAGAAGCCAGUGUUUACAAAAAAAAAAAAAGACACAUUUAGUCUUUAUUGGGUUUAU
Toxotes jaculatrix (banded archerfish) is the source of this 3716-nucleotide messenger RNA. It is a transcript of the gene engase, whose product is annotated as endo-beta-N-acetylglucosaminidase. Gene Ontology annotation, molecular function: mannosyl-glycoprotein endo-beta-N-acetylglucosaminidase activity. Gene Ontology annotation, cellular component: cytoplasm. NCBI's taxonomy places the organism in Eukaryota, Metazoa, Chordata, Actinopteri, Toxotidae. Gene Ontology annotation, biological process: protein deglycosylation. The record is from RefSeq and is a predicted model, not a curated record. The transcript is spliced from 14 exons. The coding region runs from base 84 to 2246 and encodes 720 amino acids.